Messenger RNA from Periophthalmus magnuspinnatus, 1604 nucleotides. RefSeq names its product tubulin tyrosine ligase (gene ttl). The transcript is spliced from 9 exons. The record is from RefSeq and is a predicted model, not a curated record. Gene Ontology annotation, biological process: protein modification process. NCBI's taxonomy places the organism in Eukaryota, Metazoa, Chordata, Actinopteri, Gobiiformes, Gobiidae. Bases 228 to 1463 code for a protein of 411 amino acids.
GCGGACAAAACAUGCUGCCGGGUGGAAAUAUUCGCUUGCAUGUUUAAUUGUGCUUGGCUAGCUAACUUUUAUCAUCUUAUAACGUCUCCGUAAUAAUUUUUAGACACUUUUAACAGCUCCUGAUUAGAGUCGUUAGCUUUAGCCGCAUUAUUUUACACCCAAAAAACAGUCGGGAUGCCAAUGAAAGUAGACAGGACCAGCUUCCCACAAUCCAUUGAUUGGGAAUUAUGAGCGGUCCAUUGUACACGUUUGUGAGCAGAGACGACAAUAGCACCGUCUAUGCAGAAGUUUCAAAGAUCCUUCUCGCCACUGGACACUGGAAGAGGCUGAAAAAAGACAAUCCCAGAUUUAAUUUGAUGCUCGGGGAGAGGAACAGACUACCAUUUGGACGUUUAGGUCAUGAACCAGGUCUUGUGCAGCUCGUGAACUACUACAGGGGGGCAGACAAGCUCUGCAGAAAGGCCUCUUUGGUCAAGUUAAUAAAGACCAGUCCGGAGCUGCGGGACUCUUGUAACUGGUUUCCUGAAUCGUACAUUAUUUAUCCCACAAACCUGAACACACCUGUGGCUCCGGCAUCUAAUGGCAUCAGCCACUUAAAGAGCAACCCCAAAACCGACGAGAGGGAGGUGUUUCUCGCCUCAUACAAUGCCAAGAAGGAGAGUGGAGACGGAACAGUGUGGAUCGCAAAAUCUUCAGCUGGAGCGAAAGGAGCUGGUAUCUUGAUUUCCCAUGAUGCUGCUGAGCUGUUGGAAUAUAUCGAUAAUCAGGGCCAAGUCCAUGUCAUUCAGAAAUACCUGGAGAAGCCUCUGCUGCUGCAGCCGGGAAACCGCAAGUUUGACAUCAGGAGCUGGGUGCUGGUAGACCAUCAGUACAACAUUUACCUGUACAGAGAAGGCGUGCUACGUACCUCCUCAGAGCCCUACAACAGUGAGGACCUGGGGGACAUGACCAGUCACCUGACCAACCAUUGCAUCCAGAAGGAGAUGUCGCAGAACUACGGCCGCUACGAGGAGGGCAACGAGAUUUUUUUCUCCGACUUCAGACUCUACCUCCUCAACAGCCACGGGGUCACGCUGGAGAGCUCCAUCUUACCUCAGAUCAAACAUAUUAUCAAGAGCUGUCUGUCGUGUAUUGAACCUGCCAUCAGCACUAAGCACCUGUCGUACCAAAGCUUCCAGCUGUUUGGCUUUGACUUCAUGGUGGAUGAGACCUUCAAAGUUUGGCUCAUCGAGAUCAAUGGGGCUCCAGCCUGCGCACAGAAGCUGUACUCAGAGCUGUGUCAGGGCAUCGUGGAUGUGGCCAUCUCUCCGGUCUUCAGCCUGAACAGCAGUGGUGACUCUGGCUCUUCUUCUCCGUAUUCCUCCUCUCCCUCUUCCACCUCCUUCAACCUCUCCACAAAUGCAUGCUCCUCCCCCAAGAUCAGAGGGCCACUGCACGUGGGGCCAUUCACGCGCUUACUGUAGUGCCUUACAUUUCCAGCCAUUGCCCCUUAAACUGACUGCCAGUCGACCUGCUGUUCAAUGAGCGUUUGCACUGUUCUACUCUAUUAGCCACCUACAGUGUCUCCAGUCCACAGCAAUUCAAUAGUCUUUUGGUCAUUUAGC